Molecule: messenger RNA, 1431 nt
Organism: Striga hermonthica
Lineage: Eukaryota; Viridiplantae; Streptophyta; Magnoliopsida; Lamiales; Orobanchaceae
Source: the annotation of a GenBank genome assembly
AUGCUGCAAUGCCCGAAGGAAGCAUUUGUUAGGCUUUUCUACAACGUCUCGUCCUCUUUCUUGCUCCUCUUCUUCUUCUUCCAUUUCACGCUCAUUUUCCUUGCCAAGCUAUUCAUCUUCUUCGGAGGCAGUCCAUUUUACCACAGGAAUCAAGAUAGCUAUGAGUUUGAUGCGUUUUCUGAUGAGGAAAUGGAAGAAGAAAUCAAAUAUUAUGGGCCCGAGCCGUUUAUGGACGGCAUAAUUUAUGAAGACGAUCAAAAGGACCAGUUCGAGCCGUCACCGAUUAUUGAAGAUUUGCCGCAAGGAAGUCUUUCGGAUUAUAGUUGUGAAGAAAGCAGUCGGUACAGCACGCCAGCUGUAGAUUCUGGUAUAGAAGAUGAAGUUGUUGUGGAGGAGAUUCUUUCUGGAGAUUCUACAGAUUCUGAAGAAUAUGAAGAUGGGCCCACAUCAACCUCUGCUAACAACCUAAGGACAAAUACCAGUUUGGGUUCUAAUAAUUAUGUCACUCAUGAAGAUAAGCAGCAGUGCAAAACCGACAUCCGCUUCAGGCAAGAUGAGUGUUCUACGGUGUUUCAACAGCCUAUGUCACGAGGCAAGGAGCUAUUACUACCUCAAGAUAAAAAAGAAGAGAACGAGAUAUUUGAGGACACUUUCACCUUAGGCUCCACGUCUAGGGACUCGUCCGAGUGGAGAAGCUCCAUGAACGAUGACCCUUUUUCGUCCUCAUCCAGAAGAAGCUGUCCCAAGUGGGAGUCCUACACUCUUUUCCAAAAAUAUGAUGAAGAAAUGCUGUUUCUGGACAGGAUUACUGUCCAGAAACUCCAAGAAAUAGAAGCUUUGAGAUCCAUAAAGGCUGGCCCGAAGUCCAUAUCGAAAAGAAUCGCGCACAAGUUGAAGAGGGCAGGGGGCCGGAAUUUGGAGGGCCCGUACCGCGAGCUGGAGUUGGCUUAUGUGGCGAGAAUAUGCUCGACAUGGGAGACUCUAGGGUGGAGCUACAAGUACUUCCAGAGGCUCCGAGCCUCACGCCGGGAGUUUGACCCGGGCUGCCCGGCCUAUGUUGCCCAGCAGUUUCAACAGUUUCAAGUUCUGCUGCAAAGGUAUGUCGAGACCGAGCCUUACGAGCACGGGCCAAGGCCGGAGAUCUGUGCCCAGAUGAGGAGCCGGGCACCAAAACUGCUUCAGAAAAAGGCUAAGGUGAAGGAGGUGUGUCAGUCGGGAAAGUGCUUUGGGGGAAGAAGGAAGCUGACGGAAGAGGCAGAGCUUGAAGUUGUUAUGGCCCUUAUCGACCUCAAAGUGGUGUCGAGAGUGCUUAGAAUGGUGGAUUUGAGCCGCGAACAGUUCCGGUGGUGUGAAAACAAGAUGAGCAGAAUUCGAGUCUCGAACGGUAAACUGCACAGAGAUUCCUCUCCACUUUUUUUCCCAGCUAGCUAG